AUGGACCGCCCUGGACACCUCCUGGAAGAAAAGGCUCUAGCCGAUUUCCUUGGUGUCGAGGACGUGGACUAUGACAGUGGUAGUGAUACCAAAGUAGAUGGGGAGGAGCAAUUCAAGCCGAGCACACCUGUGCGUGGGGACAUUCCCCAUCCGGCACCUAAUCCGUGCCCCGAACGUAGUGCCGCGACUGCGCUAAUAGCGCUAAGAGCAAUGUCCCACAUGGAUACAUCCAUUAUCAUUAACUCGCUUGAUGAGGAGCAACAUUGCAUGCUCGAUCAAGCGGCAAGCGCACGGCGCAAGUCAGAAGUGUUGCCAAUGUUUCCACGACACAGUGAACAUACGUUCACUCCACCUAGCGUGGAAGAACUAAUUUGUCAAGCGUCACGCCAUACUUUGGCAACAUGGGCCACCAGCCCCGAGGCGAAAACGCCCACCGAAGUCUAA
Peronospora matthiolae is the source of this 444-nucleotide messenger RNA. The record is from the annotation of a GenBank genome assembly. Lineage: Eukaryota; Oomycota; Peronosporomycetes; Peronosporales; Peronosporaceae.